UUUUGUCAUUACGUACACAGAGGCUUGUCUGAGCUGCUAUAAACGAACGCUUCUCUUGAAACCCAACACUAGGUCACAGUCAGGAUGUGUUCAGAAGAUCUCGAGUGUGGAAUCUGUUACGAACCCUACAACGCGGCUCAGCGGUGUCCCCGGGAGCUCCGCUGUGGACACAGCUUUUGUGAAAGUUGUCUCGUGGCUCUGUGUCUGGACGGCUCCAUCGCGUGCCCUCUGUGCCGCCAAAUCACACACGUGCCCGUCGGUGUCGCGAGGGUACGAGCGGUCCUGCGAGUGGACGAAUGCGUCCUGGAACGGAUGAUGUCGGCAGGGGUUUUCCUCGGUGACGACAACGCAGCUGAUGAUGACACAGACAACAGCGAUGAGAUUAACGAGGAAACGCCUGACGCGAGCUGUCUGGAGGAGACUGGUGAAAGUGAUUCAUCGUCUGGUUCAAGAGCCGGCAGGUUUCGGCAGUCGUUGAAGAAAAUGUGGAGACUGAUCCUCGGAAUCAAACCUCAGGGUGACAGAGAGCGCGAUUGUGUCACCGACGAGGAAUUCAGGGACUUUGCCAUGAUGUCAUUCUACACGUUUUGACGAGUCUACUGCCUACUUGCCGCACUUAAUAGCUGGACUAUGAGCAAGGCAUCCGCAGGCGACUCAGCAUUUCAAUAGCCUAUGUCAAUAUAUAAAUAUGUGCCAAAGGAGGUCUUACACUUAUGGGUCUUUAUCACUGUAUAUUAACUGUUGUUUUGAGUGCCUGGAUAUUUCCUUGAAUACCCUUUUUUUCCGGAUACAUGUUUUAAUUUGUAUGUUUUUAUUUAAAAUAAUCUAUUUAAUUUCUCUAAAGUAUUUCAAGUGUUUUCUGUAUGCCUUCUACUGUGUUUUGCAACUUUUGCCUAUGUGUGUGUGUAUAUGCAUAGGCCUAGGCCUAUAGUAUUAUAUGCCUAUAGGCUAUAUGUUAUUUUCUAUUAAAAACGUAAGCCCUAAAAGCUCCAAAGGUCUGCCUUGUGUGUUUUCUAGUUUGCCUGUUGUGAAUCAAUAAUGUGGCACAUCAAUAAUGUGCCAAAGGAGGUCUUACACUUAUGGGUCUUUAUCACUGUAUAUUAACUGUUGUUUUGACUGCCUGGAUAUUUCCUUGAAUACCCUUUUAAAAAAAAAAUAUAUAUAUAUAUAUAUAUAUAUUGGGCCUACUGGUCCAACUGGAAAGCCGGAACGAUUUCCCGGUCGCACAGCACAUGGUACAAAGUAGCCUACGUCGCGCAUACGUCACAUCUGCCCAGCGCUUGCAGGUGCAUAAGAUUGGUUUUUAUCAUUGACGGGAUUUGGACGAGCUAAGACGAUAAUCUGGCAGUGCACCAUUUGUAGGCCUAGGAUUGUUGUUUAAUCAAAAUAUCCUUCGAGAUCUUCGUCUGACAGCUAUAAAUAAAUGAUAAAGUUGACAACUGUAAAUCAUGCUAUGCGGUAGACCUAUCGAUUUGCAUUCAAGACUUCUCAUUCUGUUGGUCUGUUGGGUUUCAACGUCACUUAUCCCGAUGUCAGAAGCUUCUGGAGUGAGAAUUGAAACAACUGUUGGAGAGGAAAACCAAUUAAAGAGGGAGACACAGCACUUUUUACACCAUGCCUACGUUCCUGGUCGCCAGCAACGCUUUCCAGUUGGGCAAUCACCCAGCCAGCAAUCGGGACCACAACUCCUUCCAGAUACCACCACCAGCAGCGGCACCAACGAGCCACCUCAUCCCAACAUAGUCAUGGUCCGUGCGUCAAAGCUCAAGAGACCCGUGAAACGCAACCCUCCCAAUGCAGUGCCACAUGACUUGGUGCACCCCCAAUUUGGUACUGGUAGUAGUACAAGAAAGGGCCGGUAUUUGCAACCUAGAAUCUUCAGAGGAGUCUGGGGCCACCGUGUGGGUACAGAGGAGUCUGCUAGAAGCUCGAACCAUGGGCGCCUCAAUCCGAGGCGAUCAACGCUUGAGCAGAAGCAAACCAGAGCUAAUCAGGCCUCUGUCGCUCUCUUGAGCUCCUCCAGUCACCGUAGUCCAGAGCCCCGUGGGUUUAGAAAGAGUCAAACUCAUCAGAAUAGUUCUGAUGAGACAAACGCUUCUGUGCACAAGCUCGGGCAAUCUGGUGGUGUCCUAUCAAAUGGUGGUGAAGAAACCUGGCAAAAAGAAGGCCUGUCGGAAACCCAACGUUUCCCUCCAAGAUUUCUUCUUCCAUUGGCUGGAAAACCGAACGUCGUCCUGGAUUCUGCCGACGAAAAUGACGUUCAUCCAAGCACACAAGACAGAACCAUCCCCUGGUCACAUCGCCUCUCUUCUCAAGCACCUCCUCAUGACUUCAGUCCAGUCCUUUCUUCCAGAAGUGGUGCGCUUUGGAAGUCUGAAUGGCCUCAAAGUAAUGAAAAGGCCUCAAUGAGUGAUGGCCUUAGUUCCUUUGGUAAUAAAUCCGGCAAGCUCACCACAACCAUGCUAGAUAAUCAGGCCCUGUUCAUCACAAAAGUGUCUAAGCCUGCAGUGAAAGGGCCUAAUGAGGGGCCAAAGGCUUUAAAGGUGGGCAAGUGGUAUCUAUUCAACUCCUACAAAACCUCUGGCAAACGGGAGGUGGCUGGUGUUUCCGGUGCCAGGCAACACUCUGGACAAAGUCUUUCUCCUUCAGCAAGGAGUCAAAACAUGUCUCCUUCGCUUAAAAUGUCUGUGCGGCAGCCAUCCUCUCACAGGCAGGAUCAGCUAUCAGAACAAGAAGCAGCCAGCAGUGAUGUUCAUCCUUCUUUUGGCAAGGCUAUACCACUUGGCACACAAAGUGGAAGAUCCAUGGCUCAUUUUAAAGAUCAACAUAAAGGCUUUAAGGAACCCAGCCGGCUUAAGUCUCAGGAAUCGGUUAUGGAAGUCUAUAAGAGACUUCUUGCUAUCCCCUAUGGCGGUUUGAGCAAAAAGACAAAACUUAAGAGCUCCAGCUAUGAUAAAACCACAAACUCACCAACUGAAAAGGCUCAUGACUACACCCCUGUGUCUCAGAAGUAUGGAUUCAGUCAGAGGGCUGAGGUUGUUUACACCACCACGGCCCCACUAGAAGCUCAGCGGGGCCCCAGAAAACACAGUGUUCAGUCAGGGUCCAUCAUUCUUCUACCUCCCAGAGAUAUCUUUCGGUCCGACAGUGUAAUUUCCCGAAAAUCCAAGCUAUCUGCUAAUGAUGUGCCAUCACAGCAGGAGAAAUACAAGGUUUUACAACCCUCAAGUGUUCAACUGAAACUAAAUAUGGCUAAAAGUGAAUCCAAACCAGGAUUUAGAGGUCUUCAGCCUCUAAUCCCCGACAUGGGCUACAAACCAUAUCUGUCGGGAUACACGAGUAACAGUGGAAAAUAUCCUUUUGGAGGAAUGCUUGGCCUUAAUUUCCGCACUUCAACCUCAGGGCCGCUAGAGGGCGCCGACGCUUCAGAUACAAACACUGCUGAAAAUGACAUAAUAAAACCAGACAAGAAUAAGAUCUUCUCUUUUAAAGCAAUAACAAGGGAAAUGACUCCAAGGCUCAGUGAUGGUUAUCAUCAGGUGGGAUCAGCUGUCUACAGGAUUGGUACCAAAACAAGCCACGCUGAAGCGAUUGUGGAACCUGGUGUGAUCCGGUCUAUACCCGAUGGUCCUCGAAGCCCAAUCCGUUAUGGACGUUUACCCAGCCAAGUGUCGUCUUUCCCUGGGCCCUUUGAAGGUGAAGUGAGCAGUGAUGUCGGAGCACAAUUCACAAAAUUAAAACGUCAAUUGACUCCAGUUGAUGCAACAAAGGGAAAAUCCUACAGUGACCCUAGGAGGCCCCACUCCUCAAUCGCGGCAUUUGACCCGACCAACACGAUCAAGAGAAAACAUCGUCCCACAGGCUCUUCCCCGCACGCCAGAUGGAAAACAGAACGCGCAUCCAUCAUCACCCGGGUUUCCCAGCCCAGGACCGGGCGGGCCCCCCCGGCCGUACCCCUUAAUUACAACUUCCUUAACAGGCCCUCCAGGCCCAUGGUGCAGGGCCGGCGCAGCAAGGUCAAUGGGGUCAGAGUCGAGUCCCCAUCUCCCGGGACCUCGGCCAGCGACAGCGGCCUGCCAACGGAGUGGGCGUCAAAGAUUGCCGGCGCCUUUUUUAACGUUACAUUUUCAGACAUCCUUGGAAGCGCUCACCACACGAGCGAAAUGGGCAGCCCAGCUGAGGACGGGAAGAGUAGCGGUCGUCCCCGGCCCACAGGUAACCCUUCCAGUUGGGGCCGGUCUAGUCCUGGGGAGGGCAGUUCCUCUCCUCGACUGGAUUCCAGGCCGGCACCCAAGCGGCGUAGGGUAAAGGGAUACAGUGAGCAAGGAGGCGAGGGCUUCUGGUUCGUCCCUGUCAGGGGGGGCGACGGGUUGCCAGUGGAGAGGCCACGUCUCUCAAACCAGGCCCACCAGGUCAGCCAGGAGUCGCCAAACAGCCUGUCCAGACCGAGCCCGAAGGCCGAAUGGAGUUACCUUAAGACUUCAGCUGUUGACGGCUCAGUCAGACAAAGUGCCUCGUUCAGAUAACCAUACACAAACGUGAUGUUCGGUACUAAAGUACUUGGAGGACUGGUGUGCUUUGGUUAAAUUAUGUUUUGGAAUUGUAAUAAAGAGUUGAUCAAAUGUUCAAGUGUUCCAAAAUUGGCCUGGAGUUAUC
This is a messenger RNA of Gadus chalcogrammus (walleye pollock), 4656 nucleotides long. Its product is annotated as E3 ubiquitin-protein ligase-like. Lineage: Eukaryota; Metazoa; Chordata; Actinopteri; Gadiformes; Gadidae. Bases 85 to 591 code for a protein of 168 amino acids. Gene Ontology annotation, molecular function: ubiquitin protein ligase activity. The transcript is spliced from 5 exons. The record is from RefSeq and is a predicted model, not a curated record. Gene Ontology annotation, biological process: protein ubiquitination.